GCACUGCACGAAAUAAAACGCAGGCCGUCAUUUACAAGUUGUAAAUUACAACGUUCAACCACACGUGCCGUGUGCGCUCAGUGUCGUCAAGAUGGGAGGAGAAUUACUUGUGGCGUUUGUUUUAGUUAUUAUUAUUGUUACAAAACUAUCUGUGUUAAUAAGUAAAACAUCGUGCGAAUCAAAGCUUCCUAUGACAGGCAAAGUUAUCAUAGUGACAGGAGCUAAUAGCGGGUUAGGGUUCGAAACGGCCAAAGAUCUAGCAAAACGUGGAGGUCGUGUCAUCAUGGCCUGUCGGAACGAGCACCGCGCGCUCGCAGCCCGCGAUUCAAUCAUCAGAGAGACAGGUAACCCAGAAGUCGUCUACAAGCAUCUCGACAUGUCGUCCCUUGCGUCGGUGCGACGAUUCGUUGAGGACAUCAACAGCACGGAGAAGCGACUGGAUGUCCUUGUCAACAACGCAGGAGUCAACGGCUGCGGGGAUCGUUUCACGGAGGACGGCAUUGUCGAAGAAAUGCAAGUCAAUUACUUUGGAGCAUUUCUCUUAACUCUUCUCCUUCUGCCUCUACUGAAGAAAACCGGGGCGAGUCGGAUAGUAAAUGUUAGUUCGACUUUACACUUUUUUGGGAGAAUAAAUUUUGAACACAUAAAUAAGAAAGGCUAUUACUUGGACAUGUCUACAUAUAGCAACAGUAAGUUGUGCAUAAUUUUGUUUACUGUUGAGCUAGCUCGAAAGCUGAGAGGAUCCGGUAUAACAGUGAACGCCGUACACCCUGGGGUAAUUAUGACUAACAUCAGUGCUACAUCGUGUGCACUUGAACGGUUUUUGUUUUCUUCUCUUUGUUGGAUUUCUUCGAGAAAUGUUGUGGAAGGGGCGCAAACAGUUAUAUACUUAGCGGUAGCGAAGGAAGUUGCCACUACCACUGGAAAAUACUUCAUAGAUUGUAAAGAGAGAUACAUGACUAGAAAGGCUACAAAUAAGAAACUUACCGCUGAUCUGUGGAAUUACUCGGAAAAAUUAGUGGGUUAUGAAGAACCAACUAAACAUGAGUAAACUGACAUCGUUAUUGUGUCAAUAACAAUUAUAUAUAGGUUUUUAUUCGAAUUGCUGAAGGUACGAGUGUACGAGACAGAAGGGAGUGACGUAAUAAAAAAAACAUUUCUCAUACCCUGAGUGAAUAAUUUUUUAACUGUGAAGCGGGUUGAAAGUGAUAAAUUUCGUAUAAUUUCCACUGUUAUAUUUAACUCCCAAUUUCAUAAAUAAAUAUCCUUUUACCUCAAUUGUUCAGUGAAAGUUACCUAUUUCAAGAAAUACCUACUACCAUACUACGUUAUGGUUUGUAGAGUUCAAUUCGGGUGAAAGCAACCAUUACAACUCCAAAGAGAACAUGUCUUUUGCUCGGGUCUCAUUGUUAGCACAAGGGGUAAACGACAACUUUUCUCCCUGGUUGAACAAAUAACUAUUGCAUCCUAGUCCUAGGGGAUGAAUUCUAAUUAGAAGGAUAAAUUGCAACAUUGUCUGACCGAUAAUUUCGAAGUUCAGGCUUGGCCAAACACACGGUAACCCAAGAAAAUUAA
This is a messenger RNA of Cydia strobilella, 1575 nucleotides long. RefSeq names its product retinol dehydrogenase 14-like. The coding region runs from base 92 to 1051 and encodes 319 amino acids. The record is from RefSeq and is a predicted model, not a curated record. The transcript has a single exon. Lineage: Eukaryota; Metazoa; Arthropoda; Insecta; Lepidoptera; Tortricidae.